Messenger RNA from Linepithema humile (Argentine ant), 1620 nucleotides. The record is from RefSeq and is a predicted model, not a curated record. Lineage: Eukaryota; Metazoa; Arthropoda; Insecta; Hymenoptera; Formicidae.
AUGUCUGCAAACAUAGCUGUAUUCAGAAUUUGGAAAAAAAGUAAUUCUAUGAUUACAUAUCUAUGGAAAUCGCAUGUGACUUUUCAAAUCAAAAGAACAAUUUGCGUUUCUACAAAAAACAGAUAUCAUUUUAGUAAUGUCACUCAGGCGGAAAAUAAAAUAACAAUAAAUCAGAAAACAGACUGGACUAAAACAAUGUCACAGGCAGAAAAGAUUGUUGGAUAUCCGACGUCUUUUUUAAGUUUAAACUGGAUGUUGAGCGAUGAGAUUGCAAAUGUUGCUUUGCACUUAAGAAAGCUAGUUGGCUCAAAUCAUCCCUUACUAAAAGCAGCCAAGAAUGUGUUUAUUUAUAAUGGAUAUAACGCACAAACGUUAUUUAGUCUUAUUGUGUUGUUAAUGUCUAAAGCUGUUGGCCAUUUAAAUGCAAAGCUAAUAGAAGAAGAUAAAGCUACAGGUGUAUUACACAGCCAAAGAGUAUUGGCCGAAGUUAUACAAAUAAUAUGCGCUAGCAACUUGGUACACAAAAGUUUGGAAAAUAUAAAUACAAAUGAAUCUUUAGAAUCAUUGAAGUUGAAAAAUUUUGGCAAUAAAAUGGCAUUGUCGUGUGGUGAUUACUUGCUUGGCAAUUGCUGUAUUAAAUUGGCGACUCUCAGAAAUCAGGAUGUUGACUUCUUGAUAUACAGUGCAAUAAGAGAUUUAUAUCAAGCAGAAUUUGUAGCGCGCAGAGACAGUCAAAAUUUUCCCAUACCGUCAAUACCACCUAAACAUUCUACAGGUUAUGCACUGAAAGAAUGGACGCUCUUAAAAGUUUAUAGUGGUGGAUCAUUACUCGGUAAAAGUUGUCAAGGUACAUUAAAGCUAGCAGGACAUAAUGAGGAAAUACAGGAGAAAGGUAACAAAUUUGGCAAGCAUCUAGCUUUAGCUUGGCAGGCUUCCUUGGACUUAGAUUUAUGCCUUAGCAAUAAUAAAGAAAUUAUAUAUAAUUUAUGUGCUGCGCCAAUUAUGUUCCAUGUUGAACAUAAUCCAUUGAUUUUGAUCGAACUUGAUAAAGGUUUAGAAUCAGUUGAAAAAAUUGAUUAUUUAAAGUUGCUUGACAUCGUCACAGCUGGUCCAGGCAUUGAAUUAACCAAAGAGCUUGUGAAGGAACAUUCGCAAAAAGCGAUGGAAAUCUUAAAUUUUUUUAAAGAAAGUGAUGCUAAAAAAGCAUUGUCUAAUAUUAUUGUUGCCAUAGGAGAUUUUUUUAAAAAAAAGGGUCAGAUAAGGGGUCAUACUUCCAUACCACUUAAUGAAUUGGUUAUGGGUGUCACUCUAGUCUUAAAUUCUACGUUCUUUAUUUUUAACAAUAAAAUUUACAAACAGAUCUUUGGUACACCAAUGGGCUCUCCCUUAUCCCCCAUCAUAGCGGACAUUAUUUUACAAGACCUGGAAUGUUUAGCCAUGGAACGUUUACCAUGCACACCUUCGUUUUAUUAUAGAUAUGUUGACGACAUCCUGAUUGCAGUCCCAUAUAAUUUAUUAAAUGAAACCACUACGAUCUUCAAUUCUAUACAUCCUAGGUUGCAAUUCACACUGGAGGAUGCGUUACCUAAAUUGACUAUCUUGUCAACGUUUUACGACUAA